CUCGGCGCCCGCUUCCGGCGCGAUCCCGCAAGCUCCGCGGCGAGGCGGGCGGAGAACCAGGGCCGGGGGUCGGCGGCCACGGUGCGGCAGGACUCGCUGCUGCCCUCGGCGCCGUCGCCAUGGGCAAGAAGCACAAGAAGCAUAAGGCCGAGUGGCGCUCGUCGUACGAGGACUAUGCAGACAAGCCUUUGGAGAAGCCCCUGAAGCUGGUGCUCAAGGUUGGAGGAAGUGAAGUGACAGAGCUCUCAGGGUCCGGCCACGACUCCAGUUACUACGAUGACAGGUCAGACCACGAGCGAGAGAGGCACAAGGAGAAGAAGAAAAAGAAAAAGAAAAAGUCGGAGAAGGAGAAGCACCUUGACGAUGAAGAAAGAAGGAAGCGAAAGGAAGAGAAGAAGCGGAAGCGGGAAAAGGAACACUGUGACACAGAGGGAGAGGCGGACGACUUUGAUCCGGGGAAGAAGGUGGAGGUGGAGCCGCCCCCCGACCGGCCUGUCCGAGCGUGCCGGACACAGCCAGCUGAAAAUGAGAGCACGCCUAUUCAGCAACUACUAGAGCAUUUCCUCCGCCAGCUCCAGAGAAAAGAUCCUCAUGGAUUUUUUGCUUUUCCUGUCACGGAUGCAAUUGCUCCUGGAUACUCAAUGAUAAUAAAACACCCGAUGGAUUUUGGCACGAUGAGAGACAAAAUUGUAGCUAAUGAAUACAAGUCAGUCACGGAAUUUAAGGCAGAUUUCAAACUGAUGUGUGAUAAUGCAAUGACGUACAACAGACCGGACACCGUGUACUACAAGUUAGCUAAGAAGAUCCUCCACGCGGGCUUUAAGAUGAUGAGCAAAGAGCGGCUGUUAGCUUUGAAGCGCAGCAUGUCGUUUAUGCAGGACAUGGAUUUUUCUCAGCAGGCAGCUCUUUUGGGCAACGAAGAUACAGCCGUCGAGGAGCCUGUUCCUGAAGUUGUGCCCGUACAAGUAGAAACUGCUAAGAAAUCCAAAAGGCCGAGUAGAGAAGUCAUCAGCUGCAUGUUCGAGCCGGAAGGAAACGCCUGCAGCCUGACCGACAGCACCGCGGAGGAGCACGUCCUGGCCUUGGUGGAGCACGCGGCCGACGAGGCCCGGGACAGGAUCAACCGGCUGGUCCCCGGUGGCAAGAUGGGCUACCUGAAGAAGAACGGGGACGGGAGCCUGCUCUACAGCGUGGUCAACACGGCCGAGCCGGACGCAGACGAGGAGGAGACGCACCCGGUGGACCUGAGCGCGCUGUCCAGCAAGCUGCUGCCCGGCUUCACCGCGCUGGGCUUCAGGGAGGAGCGGAGGAGCAGAGUCACCUUCCUGUCCGGUGCCAGUACUGCCCUGUCCACGCACAACAACUCAGUGUUCGGCGACUUGAAGUGCGACGAGGUGGAGCUGCUGUACUCGGCCUACGGAGACGAGACGGGUGUGCAGUGCGCGCUGAGCCUGCAGGAGUUUGUGAAGGAUGCCGGGAGCUACAGCAAGAAGCUGGUGGAUGACCUCCUGGACCAGAUCACGGGCGGGGACCACUCACGGAUGCUCUUCCAGCUGAGGCAGAGGAGAAGCGUUCCGACGAAGCCUCUGGAUGAAGUAAAGGCGGGGGACCCUCUCGGGGAUGGUGGCCCCGCCCUGGACUUCAUGGCCAUGAAGUCCUACUCGGACGUCUCUCUGGACAUCUCCGUGCUCGGCUGUCUGGGGAAAGUGAAGAAGGAGCUGGACCACGACGACAGCCACCUGAGCCUGGACGAGACCACGAAGCUCCUUCAGGACCUGCAGGAGGCGCAGGCAGAGCGUGGGGGCUCCCGGCCGUCCUCCAACCUCAGCUCCCUGUCCAACGCCUCUGACAGGGACCAGCGCCACCUGGGAAGCCCUUCUCGCCUCAGUGCUGGGGAGCAGCCCGAGGGGACCCACGACCCGUACGAGUUUCUUCAGUCCCCAGAGCCCGCAGCCUCCACAAAGAGCUAGCCCCGUAGCAGCCCCGGGAGGUGGUGACUCGUCUGUUGUCAUGUUAGCCGCGCUGGGACGCAGCGUUUCUGUGAGUGGUCCUGUGCGUCCUGAAGAGUUGGAGAUCACUCGUAAAGGGUGUGUGACCAGAUGCCGGGCAGCUGCUGUGGUCUGUCUCUGAGCUUCUCGGUGGCGGUGAAGUCCUCCUCUGUGCCUGUGUGGACGCACCUGUCUGCCCCGCGUCCUCUGGGAGAAGCCCUUGGGAGGCAGACGUGGGUGCGUCUGUCUCUGUUCCCUGCGGCAUCCUACACGUUCCCGCCCCGCCCGUGCCCCACGUCCCCACGUUUCCCAGGCGGGUCACGGCGGGGGCCGCGUCGGGGUUGGGAGUGAGGGCAGCGUCCCCGUUCUCUGAGCCUUGUGCUGAGAGGGGCGCCCCCUGCUGACAGCUGGCCUGUCCUGCUGGCCGUGGCGCAGGGUUAAGUGUCCGAAAACGCUCUUUGUUCUGGAUGUGUUUACUGGAAGCCUGUUUGUAUUUGCAGAAUGUAAAUACAGGUCUUAAUAAAAAGAUACACAAAGAGUGUCA
Aethalodelphis obliquidens (Pacific white-sided dolphin) is the source of this 2532-nucleotide messenger RNA. RefSeq names its product bromodomain containing 9 (gene BRD9). The coding region runs from base 120 to 1970 and encodes 616 amino acids. Gene Ontology annotation, biological process: regulation of transcription by RNA polymerase II. The transcript is spliced from 17 exons. NCBI's taxonomy places the organism in Eukaryota, Metazoa, Chordata, Mammalia, Artiodactyla, Delphinidae. The record is from RefSeq and is a predicted model, not a curated record. Gene Ontology annotation, cellular component: nucleus.